AUUAUGGCAGCAAUGCAUUUUAAUACGACAAUGAUAACAACAGAAGAUAUUCAUCAUCAUCAUCAUCAUCAUUCAUCUCGUCAUUCUAGGCAUUCAUAUGGUUUAGAAGAACCAGGUGCAUCACCAAGUUCAGAAGAAGCAAGAUCACCAAGUGGUGUUGAUAAUUCACCAGUUGGUUCAUCAAAUAUUGGUUUUAUCAAUAAUGAUAAUAGAAGAGAUUCUGAUACAGAUACUAGAGAUCAUUCUCGAUUACAUGGUUAUGAUGUUACACAAAAAAUAAAAUAUAUAAAUGAUGAUGAUGAAAAUAAUACUCAACGUGAUAAAAAAAUUCGUGAUGAUUCUUCAAAUGAUGAACGUUGUUGUUACAGUGAUAGUACUGGUAUUUGUGGUUCACCAGAAAGAAAUGAUAAUAAUCAUGAAUCAUCAUUAAUUAUUGGUACAAGACAACGUAAUAAUACAUCUAUUAAACCAACAUCAUUUUGUAUUGAUGCAUUGUUAGGUAAAGCAACUGAAAAAUCUAAAGAAAUAAAUAAAACAAUAAUCAAUGAUACAAACAAUGAAUUAUCUGAAUUAACUGAUAAUUCAAUUAAUCUUCCUCCACCUAUAUUACCACGUGUUAAUUCUCAUAAUAUAUCAACAUCUACAUUGGUUAAUAAUUCUUUAAAUUCUUCAACAACAUCAGCAGCAUAUGAUCAUAAUCAUAGUACAAGAAUGUUACAAGCAAUUAGAAUGUCAACUUAUGGUGGUAAUUAUGAUUUAUUUACACCAUCAACAAUUCAAAAAACAAAUUAUGAUAAUAGUGAAGAUAAUAAUACUGAAGAAGAUGGUGCAACAACUGAUGUUGAUGUUGAUAUCGAAGAAAUGCAAGAAAAUGAUGAUAGAGCAAGAGGUACAAGUAGUGCAAGUCCUGGUAGUAAUGGUAAUGGUAGUCAAAGUCCAACAUCAAGUCCACCAAUAUCACCUGGUUCAGAAGAUCAUCUUCCAUCAACAGCAAUUAAUAAUUCUUGUUUAUCAUCAACAUUAACACAUACAAAUCAUCGAUCAGCAUCUGAUAAUUUAUCAUGUGUUGGUCCUUAUGGUCUUGGUGGUAAUGUUGCCGUCGCAAUGCGACAAAAUCAACAAAAUUUAUUACUUCAUUCAGGUAAUCCAUUGAUACAUCCAUCUGGACUUUAUUAUCAUCCUGGUAGUGCAACGAGUGCCUUUCAUUCAAUUCACAAAGAUGCACAACAACUUGUACAAGGACAUUCAAGAAAUAAUACUGCUAUUAAUAAUCCAUCUACACAUUCACAACAGCAACAACAACAACAGCAACAGCAAGCACAUCAACAACAACAACAGCAGCAGCAGCAGCAACAACAACAAGCUCAUCAUAUUCAUCCACUUCAAUUAGAAUGGCUAGCAAGAACUGGAAUGCUUUAUCCAAGAUUACCAGCCGAUUUAGCCGGUUGUGCUGCACAACAUGCACUACUUGGAAAAACAAGAAGACCAAGAACAGCCUUUACAUCACAGCAGUUGUUAGAAUUGGAAAAACAAUUUCGUCAAAAUAAAUAUCUUAGCAGACCAAAAAGAUUUGAAGUUGCUACUUCUCUAAUGCUUACUGAGACACAGGUAAAAAUUUGGUUUCAAAAUCGUCGAAUGAAAUGGAAACGUAGCAAAAAAGCUCAACAAGAAGCACGUGCAAGUGGUAAAACUGAUAUGGAUUCAUCAUCAACACCAACACCAACACCACCAAUACCACUAACAACAGCAUCAUCAUCAACAUCAACAUCAAGUAACAAUGGACGUGGAAAUAAUAGCAUAAAUAUUGAUCGUGAUGAUACAAGUUGUGAAGAUUUACAAACGUCAUCCAAUCAUAAUGCCAAUAAUAAAACAACAACAGUAACAAGUGUCAAUAAUAUUGUUGGUACUAAUUCCAACAUGGGAUUAACAGAUGAAACGAGAAGAAUUGUUUCACAUGAAUCAACUCAUCCAAGACUUAUGAGUGAACUUCGUGAACCACUUUACAGGCCUUAUGUUGUUUGAAUAGAAUCAUUUUUUUCCUUCAUUAAUUAUAAUAAAUAUGUAAAUAUUAAAAACAACACGUAUAAAAUUAGAUAUUUAACUGA
Molecule: messenger RNA, 2105 nt
Organism: Aphidius gifuensis
Lineage: Eukaryota; Metazoa; Arthropoda; Insecta; Hymenoptera; Braconidae
Gene: exex
Product: protein kinase 4-like
Exons: 3
Biological process (GO): neuron projection morphogenesis; regulation of DNA-templated transcription; spinal cord motor neuron cell fate specification
Cellular component (GO): nucleus
Molecular function (GO): DNA-binding transcription factor activity, RNA polymerase II-specific; sequence-specific double-stranded DNA binding
Source: RefSeq, a predicted model, not a curated record